AAAAAAACAGGAGGAACACCUCCAGACGUACAGCUGAUUGUGUCGUCACAUCCGCUGGAUUGUGCCCCCUGUGUCAACACGUGCAAUUAUGUCGAGAACCAGUAAACAAAAAAGAGCGAAAAGGCUUGGUCUCAACGGUAAAAAGAACAAAGAUGGCAAGCAGACUGAUUCUCAGACUAGCAGAAAGGGUCCAGGGUUGCCGGAGGUGUCACGCUUCAAAGAAAAUGCGCAGAGACAAGCUCUAAUUCGACAAAAAAGGCUUGACGAAAUCCGGGAGAAGCAGAAACUAUCCAGAGAAAGGGAGCACAUGAAAAGAAGGAGUUUGGACACUUUCCAGAGCGAUAUCCACCGACGGCAGCAGGCCUUUGAACAGAGGGAAGCGGAAAUGCUGAAUUUGGAGAAGCAUGUUAAUUUUGAGAAUGAAAAUUCAAGAAAGGCAUAUUACAGGGAAUUUAAGAAGGUAAUUGAAGCUGCUGAUGUAAUCCUGGAGGUCCUGGAUGCCCGUGAUCCUUUGGGCUGUCGCUGCCCCCAAGUGGAGCAGGCGGUGGUCCAGAGUGGCAUCAACAAGAAAAUUGUUCUGGUUCUCAACAAAAUUGAUCUUGUGUCUAAGGAUAUUGUUGAAAAAUGGAUCAAGUACCUUCGUAAUGAAUUUCCAACAGUGGCCUUCAAAGCUUCUACCCAACAGCAGAACAAAAACUUGAAACGCAGCAAUGUACCAGUCACUAAGGCCACAGCUGACCUUCUGGGCAGCAGUGCAUGUGUGGGUGCAGAAUGCUUGAUGAAACUCUUGGGAAAUUACUGUCGGAACCAGGACAUCAAGACACACAUCACUGUCGGCGUGGUUGGUUUUCCGAAUGUUGGGAAGAGUAGCUUGAUCAACAGUCUGAAGAGAGCCCGGGCAUGUAGUGUUGGAGCCACCCCAGGGGUCACAAAAUGCCUUCAGCAAGUGCACUUAGACAAACACAUCAAGCUUCUAGAUUGCCCUGGAAUAGUCAUGGCAACCUCGACUAGUGAUGCGGGCAUGAUUCUUCGGAACUGUGUGAAGAUUGAGCAACUUGUAGAUCCUUUACCAGCCAUUGAAGCAAUCCUGAGGCGCUGCAACAAGACACAGAUUAUGGAACAUUAUGGGGUUCCAGAUUUCCGUAGUCCUCUGGAAUUCCUGGCCUUGCUAGCACGACGUCAGGGAAAGCUGAAAAAGGGGGGGCUUCCAGACAAUGACAAGGCUGCCAAGAGUGUCCUCAUGGAUUGGACCACGGGUCGAAUCAGCUACUUCACGCAUCCUCCAGAGACGCACACGCUGCCUACCCAUGUCAGCGCUGAGAUCGUAGCAGAGAUGGGCAAGGCCUUCGAUUGGGAUGAGCUGGAGAAAGGAAAUGAUGAGGCACUUGCUGCAUUGGAUUCAACUGACGUUGAUAUGGGAUUCUGCAUGGCAACGACUGGUAUGACACAAGGCGCUCAGCCGGACAUGCCAGUUGAGGAAGAUGUCGACUGUUUGGAGGAUGGCAAAGCUGAAUCAAUGGAAGACGACCAGGAUCCAGAGUUUGGACCAAUGACGGUUGAGAUCAAAACACCUCUGGUUAAAAAUGAGACUUGUGUGGAGGGUGCAACCCCUAAGGCUGUAGACCUGAGAGACAUCCUUGAUGUGGAUCCUCUCCAACAAGGCCAGGCUCUGCUGGCAGCCAACAAGAAAAGGAAGAAACAGCAAAAGAGAUCAGACAAGAUUGCUGUAAAGCUUUCGGACACGCUAACAUCUGCCAUGAACACUUUUUGGGACAGCUGAUACAAUGACCAGCAAACAUCAACUGGACUUGGUUGUAUUCUGCUUGUAGUUCCUGUAUAAAUAUAAAAUUUUGUACGUGCUGUACAACUAUCAAGAGAAAUAAAUAUAUGAUCUGUUUCUGAA
Clupea harengus (Atlantic herring) is the source of this 1903-nucleotide messenger RNA. It is a transcript of the gene gnl3l, whose product is annotated as G protein nucleolar 3 like. Gene Ontology annotation, molecular function: GTP binding. Gene Ontology annotation, cellular component: nucleolus. Lineage: Eukaryota; Metazoa; Chordata; Actinopteri; Clupeiformes; Clupeidae. The record is from RefSeq and is a predicted model, not a curated record.